AUCAUUCGCCGAAGCUCUGUUUUGACAGCGAAUUGAUGUAAAAAGAGAGGAUGUACAUACAAGUGUGAAAAUAUUGUCAAUAUUGGAAAAUUAAAAUAAUUCAUAAUGGCUACGUACAAUAACAAACAUUGGUUGCUUUCCCAUAUCCGCAAUUCGUUCAUUUCUACGGAUGACACUGGAAUGUGUGAAACGGUAAUGCUCUCGGAAGACAUACCCCGUAUGCUAGCCAUGAAAAGCAAAAUGCACUCACCAAUACCAAAGCCUAACGACGAGUUUUGUUGCUAUCCCGGGCUAGAUCAGAGUGAAGAAGACGAAGAGGAGGAUCUGUGGCCAUCGAUGGAAAUUCAUACGGAUUCGGGCAUUUCAUAUUUUCAUCGAUCGAAUACCGUGCAAAAAUUGGAAAAGUUAAAUUUAGCCAGAAAGAAACAGUCAAAGAUCAAAACCGUUCGGUGUGAUAUAGUUCCUCCAGCUGGAGUCAACAACAAAGAAAUGUUUGUGAAAAAAGAUGUCAAAGGAAAGGUCUACGUACCAAAUACGAAGUUGGGCGAACAGUUGGCCAAGUGUCAAGUGCAAGCAAUUAACAAAUUUCUGAUCUAUGCCCAAUUCGAUGGAUCCUAUCAAACGAGUAUAGCAACAAAAAAAAUGAAGAUUUUUCUAACAAUGUUGCCGGAGGACAGUCGGAAUUAUCCACUGGAAGUGUGUGUCAUCGCAACAGCCAAAAUUCACGAAUUCAUUGGUCUGAUCUGUUACAUGUGCAGCAUUGCUUACCCGGAUAUUGUUUUGUUGACAGUGAAAAACUACGGCCUCUACAUAGCAGAAGCUGACGGUGAAAUCGACACCGAUUUCCCGCCUCUAGAUGCCCGUGAACCAUGUUCAAAGUUUUGUUUCAGUCAUUUGGCGUUGAUCGAACGACGAAACUCGGAUUUAAAAACAGAUGCACGGGCAAUGUCUUUGACGUCCGAAAUGGAGGCAGAAUAUAAUCUGGAUAAUUUAUUGGACGACACGAACAGAAUUAGCACUCAACAAUCAGAAGAUUUGGCCCGAAUGGUCAGUCAACAGAAAUUGAUGGAAGCGCCACUCUACCGUUCGUACCGACUGAAAAUCCUCACUAAGGGAUUAUUCAAAGCAGACAUUCAACUGGGAAUUUCCGGCGAGAAAUUGGAAAUCGAUCCGGUACAGACGCAGAAUUCGAAAUUUUGGUCUCGCCAAAAAGCAAUCAGUCACAACAUGGACUCGAUAGUUUGGUGCGAAAUAAUAGACGAUUCGUCUGUGCAUCGUGUGUGCUUCCGAAUUGUGUACAGUCAUUCACCAACCAAUUCCGACGGCGGACAACCAUCGAGCCCCGUUCAGCACUCGAACAGUAGUAACACAUUUCGUCAUUACGAUUUUUUAACCGAUGCUCUUAUGGCUAAGGAAAUUAUCGAGAAAAUCAAUCACAUUCUGGAUGUUCGCUCAACUCAAAGUAGACGAGAAUACGUGUCGACCCAUGCGCGAACCGAACGAAAAUCAAGGAAGAAAACAUUUUUGUUUAAGUGAAAUUUUGUAUAAAAAAAUCUUCUUUUUUAAUUAUAUGCCUUAAAAUAGUUACAUAACAGUC
Molecule: messenger RNA, 1597 nt
Organism: Bradysia coprophila
Lineage: Eukaryota; Metazoa; Arthropoda; Insecta; Diptera; Sciaridae
Gene: Sin1
Product: SAPK-interacting protein 1
Biological process (GO): TORC2 signaling
Cellular component (GO): TORC2 complex; plasma membrane; cytoplasm
Molecular function (GO): phosphatidylinositol-4,5-bisphosphate binding
Source: RefSeq, a predicted model, not a curated record